GGACCAGCUGGUUACGCGGCGGCCGUGGGUCUCCACCCGAGAGUAUGGCGGCUGGGAUUGCACCGAGGAGCGAGGGACGGACGGAGACAUGCCAGAGAUGGUGAAAAAGAAACAAAGAGCCGCAAGUUCUUCAGUGAAGCGUCCAAACGCUUCCAGCCGGUGCUGUUUUCCUGAGGCGGCCCCCUGCUUGAAAAAUUGCGCCCGCAGUUCAGUGUAGAGGCUAAGCCAGCGUUUUUCCAGUGUCCUCGAUGGAGCAAGUUUGUUUUUUUAUGAUGCAUAGGGGUGAGCUAAGCAGAUGAAAACCCGCACGGUCCACAUCAUCGGGCGAUCUUUUUCUUUCUCCCCGUGCACGUUUUGGACAAUUGCAGUCCUCGGACGCCCGUAUAGCUGUCAGUGUGUGGCCUGCAUGGGGGAAUUUCUACAAUGAAAUCCAUCUUGGGGCAGCGAGUCUUUGUGCUCUGCCAUAGCUGAGCAGCGGCGAGCAAGACCGUGUUAUUGACAACCCGUUCAAAAUGGGACACGAAUGGUGACUGUGGUUCGUGCGGGAACGUUUCGAGUUCAUUUCAAUGACGCGCGGAGAUUGAGACCUUACGACUUGAUUUAAUCCACGAUGCGCGAGUAUAAAGUGGUGGUCCUGGGCAGCGGUGGGGUCGGGAAAUCCGCCCUCACUGUGCAGUUUGUCACCGGGACGUUCAUUGAGAAGUACGACCCCACUAUAGAGGAUUUUUACCGCAAGGAGAUCGAGGUGGACUCCUCGCCGUCGGUGCUGGAGAUCCUUGACACCGCCGGUACCGAGCAGUUCGCCUCCAUGCGGGACCUUUACAUCAAGAACGGUCAAGGAUUCAUACUGGUCUACAGCCUUGUGAACCAGCAAAGCUUCCAGGACAUAAAGCCGAUGAGGGACCAGAUCAUAAGAGUGAAAAGGUACGAGAAGGUCCCUGUGAUCCUGGUGGGGAACAAGGUGGACCUGGAAAGCGAGAGGGAGGUAUCGUCCAGCGAAGGCCAGGCCCUGGCCGAGGAGUGGGGCUGCCCGUUCAUGGAGACCUCGGCCAAGAGCAAAACCAUGGUAGACGAACUGUUCGCUGAGAUCGUUCGGCAGAUGGACUACGCCGCCCAGCCAGACAAGGACGACCCCUGCUGCUCCUCUUGCAAUAUACAAUAGCCCCGGGGGCCUCGAGGAACAGGCCAGGCAAAAAAGUCUACUUAGUGGAAGCUCCUUCGACUCGCAGCAGAGAGAUACACACUUAGACACACACACAUGCACAUGCCAAUUAAACGCAAGAUAAACUCAUGGUUGAACGCGAUGGAUUUUAACUCUGUGGAGCAUAAAAUCAGCAGUGACAUGAUUAUUAAUAACGACAUGUGAGUCAUGAAUACAUUUUGAACGAGGAAUGCUAGGGAUUCUGCCGCAAGAGUAAUUGACAGAUGACAAAAAGAAGAAGAUGUUUGGGUUUUUCUUGUUUUAAUCCUUUGAGAUGUGGGGGAAAUCAUCAGCAGAGAAUCACAGAUCAGGAUCUUUAAUCUUAGGGUCGCUCUGCAGUCUGCUAUGAAUCAGUACAACAUGUUUUCUCCUGGUUUUGUUUGUAUUAGAACACCGAGAUGCGUGUUUUUCUUACCAUGACUCAAGUAGCUGCACACAAAUCCAGUAAUAAUAUGGAUUUCUGGGAUCCAGCUGUUUUAAAUAUUAACGAGUAUCUGAUUUACAGUACAGUUAUCUCCCAGCUUAUUUUGUGCAGUGGUUGGUUUUUCUACUCAUCACAGGGCUGAACCAAAGAGGUGACCUGAAAGCACCUCCGUGUUCUUAGGUUGUUUUUUUUUUUUUUCAGUGGUUGAAGGCGGAAGGGAGAGAAAAUGGUGGAUAAGUCGGCGUCUUUCUCGAAAACAUUGGUGCAGUCAUCUCUUUCCUAUUUUCUCACUUUGAGAUACAAUAGUAAACAUAGCCGAGUGUUUCACAUAUCGUGUGAUGUUUUGUUUUCCUCUCUGGGAGACUUUGACAGCAGACAGUAAUAACAGAACUAUCUGCUUCACCCUGAUGGGACGGAGAGUUCAUCUUUUCAGUGUUUGAAUAUCUCGCCAGACGACCUCUCUAAACUCUCUCCAGGAACGGGUGACAUUUAAAGUGAAGAUGCCAACAUUUGUCAUACUUUACAUUUUCUUUCCCUCCUCCGGUAUCAAUAUGACAUGGGGUGCUCAACGAGUUUCACCCUGAUCCCAUUCUCUGUGUGCGCAGACUAUUCAAAUCCAUAGUAACAAAUAGCAACGACGAAGGCGAUGAUAAUAAGAAUAACUAAAGGUAGUGUAAAUAUUUUGUAUUGAAAGUGCCAGCUCCUGUGAAGACACUGACUCAACACAUGUGGAACUGUCAACUGUAUGCAUGGCUAGUAAACAAAAAAGGACUCUUACUGUUUGAGUUUAAUACAGGCUGUGGAAAUGUGCAAACCAAACAAAUACACGUCUGGAUCUGGACACUGUCUCUCAACUGUACAUCGACAGUAUGUUGCCACGGGAACCAGACUCUCCCCGUGUGACCAUUUUCAUCGUUGAUUUUCUAUUUUUUUAUGUGACCAUUUACUCUUUAUCCCCUCUCUGAAUGGUGACACUGUUACAUUUGACACCUAAACAAUAAAAGUGCGUUCAACACUCGA
Molecule: messenger RNA, 2645 nt
Organism: Chelmon rostratus (copperband butterflyfish)
Lineage: Eukaryota; Metazoa; Chordata; Actinopteri; Chaetodontiformes; Chaetodontidae
Product: ras-related protein Rap-2a
Exons: 2
Coding region: 611-1162 (183 amino acids)
Biological process (GO): negative regulation of cell migration; Rap protein signal transduction
Cellular component (GO): plasma membrane
Molecular function (GO): GTP binding; GDP binding; GTPase activity
Source: RefSeq, a predicted model, not a curated record